AUGGAAGGUACACUUAAUGACUAUAUGUCUAAGCUAUCAGUUAACUAGACCUCUUCAGCACCUAUGCACUGUUCAUAUGAGGAUGCUACCCCAGAUUAUGUCAAGGCCCUAACAAAUCCUACCGAUCAAUUCCUGUGCAAGAUCUCAGAUAACUGGCCUAAUCUUAAGUUUGGCGGCUUCAAAAUUAGAGAUAUGGUCUCAUAAAUAACCUUAGUGGAAGUCCAAGACGACGAAGUUGAUAACGAAAACUUAUAGGACUCAGAUGACCCCAAGACAAGAGUCAUUAAGUAUCAUCUUGGCCCAGACUUCCUCAGACUUCAAACUGUCGGUCUCACUCUUAACUUCAGUAAUGGUGAAAAGCCCAUCAAUAACAUGCUAAUGGUUGAAAGACAUUAUUUUAGAGGUAAAGUUAUUAGAUCCUACGAGUUUAAAUUCGGUUUCGUUAUUCCAAACAGUACUAACUCCUGGGAAUUUAUCUAUGAUUUACCCUAGUUAGAUGAUUAAGUCAAAACAGAAAUCGUUACUGCCCCUUGGGAGGUCAAGAGCGACAGCUUCUUCUUCGCAGAUGGAAAGUUGAUUAUUCACAACAGAGCUGAGUACAAUUAUGCACCCCUAGAAGACGAAUGA
This is a messenger RNA of Stylonychia lemnae, 627 nucleotides long. Lineage: Eukaryota; Ciliophora; Spirotrichea; Sporadotrichida; Oxytrichidae. The record is from the annotation of a GenBank genome assembly.